ACCAUACACACUCUUAUUCGUACUCGUACACACUGUCAACAGGUGUUUCCCAAUACCGACUGUUCGAUUGCAGCCUCGUGACGGAAUUGAACCUUGGCACUCAUUUCGACGUUACUUAGAACAUAGACAUUUUAUUGAAAACCAAUUUCUGUGAAAAAGCACGCGUUUGUGGUUUCUUGCAUCCUAUUCCUUAAGCUAACAACAAACCUUAAUAAUAACCUUAAACGAGAUUUCUCUCAGUUCGGUGCUUUGUGAACGUGUGUUUUUAUUUUCAUAAUUUCUUAAGAGAAUGAACAAUAAUGUCGCUGGAAGACUGUUUCAAUCGUACUCAAUCGUAUGCAACAGUUGCUAUAUCAAAGGAAAAGAAUGCUGAGUAUCUUGAGGCUUUGGCAAUGUACAAAAAGGCGGAGAAUCUUAUCAAAGAAAACCCUGAAUUUCGUCAGUUCCACGAGUUUCCAGACAGUGUAGGAGACGUUGAUCGGUACUUUGUCGAAGCUUUGGAAUGUAUGCUGGAAGGGCUCUCGUCCCGUGUUGACUUUUUGAACGCCGAAAUUAUUCAGCAAAAACUAGCUCAUCAACGAUUGGAAGAGGAGCAUCAGGCUGCAAAGUCUCGAGAAUCGGUCUCCACUUCUAUCCAGCCAAAUUCACAACGUCCGCUGUCUCAGGACUCAGCAAGAAGUCGCUACUUGCACUCUUCUUCGGCUGCCGAUACAUCUCACCGUACAUACACUCGAUCCUCACCCUCGUCUCCAUCUCCUGAAGGACUAACACUGACUUCGCGUGGGUAUGUCCCACGUACCACAUUACGGCCUCGUUCAUCGUCUUCGUCCGAAAACCGUUCUCUGAGACCCACUUUCAACAGUACAAAACAUGGACAUUCGUCGAAGGAGAAACCAGCUGCUUUGUACUCCUCGCGUACUCUUGCACCGGAACGUCCACAGCGGAGCAAUGCAGGGCAAGCAGCCCUGCUUGCUUGGAAUGCGAUUGCGAAUUCCUUUCCUACUACAGCUCCGUCGACCCCGACAAUGUCGUCGCCGACAAAACGGUUGCAGGAGCCUGUUCGCGUUGUUCGACAACCGCCGCAUACAAUUGCGAAACCAAGCUUUGCAUCAAAGACGUUGGCGACACCCCAACGCAACCAAAACAAUCGUUCCCCAAGUCCAAAUUUCAUCAGGUCAUCACCUGUCGUAAAGCAAACAUUUACGAGAAAACUAACCGGAAACUGGCUACCUCCUGAUCCCGACCUUUCCCAAAUCAAACCGCGUUCGCCGGAGAAGUCAAUGCACAAACCCAAGACACCACCUCAAUACACAUCGGAGCCGUCGCAAAAUGUGUGGACGCCGGUAUCUGUCAGUCAUCCUCCCCCUCCACGCCGGCCGCCUCCGGUGAAAAUCGAUAUUCCCUUGACCGCUGAUGCGGAUUCUGAGCCCACAAAAGAGCAACCCGUGAAGCAAUUUCCUGUGGAUGGUGAAUCUGAGCAGGAAUUUCCUAACGCUAAUCCCACCCUUAGUCGACAGCUGCGUGCUUUGAAAGAAUGUCCUGACAUAGACCAAGAACUGGGUAUGACCAUUCUGAGAGAGAUUGUUGUGGAAGGUGACGAGGUGCACUGGGACGAUAUUGCAGGGCUUGAAGACGCAAAGUCAUCUUUGAAGGAGACUGUUGUAUAUCCUUUUCUACGACCUGAUUUGUUUCAGGGAUUGCGAGAACCUGCACGGGGAAUGUUGUUAUUUGGACCACCUGGUACAGGCAAAACAAUGUUGGCUCGUGCUGUUGCAACCGAAUCCAAGUCAACCUUUUUCUCCAUCUCUGCUUCUUCGCUUACAUCAAAAUUUUUGGGCGAGUCCGAGAAACUAGUUCGAGCCCUUUUCACGUUGGCGAAAAAACUAUCACCAAGCAUUAUUUUUGUGGAUGAAAUUGACUCCCUUCUUUCUGCUCGCAGUUCAGAUGGAAAUGAGCAUGAAACUUCAAGACGCAUUAAAACCGAAUUUUUAAUCCAGUGGUCCUCUUUAGCUAGUUCUACUGCACGAUCCUCUGACAAUAAGUCUCGUGUGCUAGUGCUUGCGGCCACGAAUCUCCCGUGGUGUAUUGAUGAAGCAGCUCGGCGACGCUUUGUGCGUCGAACAUACAUUCCUUUGCCGGAGCGCGAGACGCGCAAGUUGCAUUUGCUUAAACUACUUCGUUCGCAAAAACAUUGUCUUACGGAUGAGGAAGUGGAAGCCAUCGUCGAUGCUACGCAUAAUUACUCGGGUUCAGACUUAAUGGCACUUGCUAAAGACGCUGCCAUGGGUCCCUUACGAAGCUUGGGCGAAGAUUUGCUGGUGACUCGUAUGGAGUUUAUUCGGCCCAUAGACUAUACGGACUUUACUAAUAGUCUAAAGCUAAUUCGUCCAAGUGUGAACGCCGAGGGACUGCAGCGCUUCCAGCAGUGGAAUGAGGAGUUUGGUGCCAAGGGUUAAGCUUUGCCAGUGGGAAUAUGUUCUUAAAUGUAUUCCACAAACCGUAAAUCUACUGUUUCUUAUUUUGCCUCAUUCCCGACUGCUACUGUAUUACUAAAAGACACAUCCGUGAAUGUGUAUGUUAAUAAAUCAAACGCGGACAGAUAAUGAUCUUUGUAUAUGAACGACUGAAUGUUAAUAGAUCUCUAA
Molecule: messenger RNA, 2645 nt
Organism: Schizosaccharomyces japonicus yFS275
Lineage: Eukaryota; Fungi; Ascomycota; Schizosaccharomycetes; Schizosaccharomycetales; Schizosaccharomycetaceae
Exons: 2
Coding region: 300-2456 (718 amino acids)
Cellular component (GO): nucleus
Molecular function (GO): ATP binding; ATP hydrolysis activity
Source: RefSeq, a predicted model, not a curated record